CUGGCCAUGUCGUAUCCUCAGGGUUACUUGUACCAGCCGUCAGCGUCCUUGGCUCUCUACUCCUGCCCGGCGUACAGCACCAGCGUGAUCUCCGGACCCAGGACCGAUGAACUUGGGAGAUCUUCUUCGGGCUCCGCUUUUUCCCCUUAUGCCGGAUCUACCGCCUUUACCGCCCCUUCCCCGGGUUACAACUCCCACCUCCAGUACGGCACCGACCCGGCCGCCGCCGCCGCCGCCGCCUUCACUUCCUACGUGGGCUCGCCCUACGACCACACGCCGGGCAUGGCCGGCUCCCUGGGGUACCACCCGUACGCGGCGCCGCUCGGCUCCUACCCCUACGGGGACCCCGCGUACCGCAAGAACGCGACGCGGGACGCCACGGCCACCCUCAAGGCCUGGCUCAACGAGCACCGGAAAAACCCCUACCCCACCAAGGGCGAGAAGAUCAUGCUGGCCAUCAUCACCAAAAUGACCCUCACCCAGGUCUCCACCUGGUUCGCCAACGCGCGGCGGCGGCUCAAAAAGGAGAACAAAAUGACCUGGACCCCGCGGAACCGCAGCGAGGACGAGGAGGAAGAGGAGAACAUCGACCUGGAGAAAAACGACGAGGACGAGCCCCAGAAACUGGAGGAGAAGGGGGACCCCGGGACGCCGGACACAGGAGCGGCGGAUCCCAAGGCAGCGCCGGGCUGCGAGCGCCUCCAGGAGUCCCCCGGCCCCCGGGAGGCCGAGGGCGGCCUCAGCGACUCGGAUUGCAAAGAGCCGGCGGAGGAGCGGCUCGACGGGCCGCCCGCCCCUCCCAAGGCGCCCGGCUCUUCCCCGCUGGGGCCGUGCCCGGCGGGCCGCGGGCUGCCGCCGGCGGGCGGCGAGGAGCCCCCGCCGUACCGCCCGCCCUCCGCCGCCGCCGGGCCGCCUCACGGCGCCGACCUGCACCCGCUGCUGCCCGCCGCCACCGGCGCCUCCGUCAUCCACUCGCCGCAGCAGGCGGCCCUCGCCAAGCCCAAGCUCUGGUCGCUGGCCGAGAUCGCCACCUCGGCGGACAAGGCGAAGGAGGCCGGCGGCGAGGCGGCGCCCCCCGGCCCCGCCGUGCUGGGCGGUGGCGGCCCGUCGCGCUCGCCGCCGCGGCCGCGCUCGCCGGCGGCGCAGUGCCCCUUCCCCAACGGGGCGGUCCUGCCGCGGCCGCUCUACUACACGGCGCCCUUCUACCCCGGUUACACGAACUACGGCUCCUUCGGGGCCCUGCACGGGCACCCCGCCGGCGGCCCCGCCGCCGCCGCCCCCGGCGCCCACUUCAAUGGAUUAAACCAGACUGUCCUCAGCAGAGCCGAGAGCCUGGCUAAAGACACUAAAAUGAUCAGGAGCCAGUCCCAAGUAGACCUUUGCAAAGACUCACCUUACGAACUGAAGAAAGGUAUGUCCAACAUUUAAUAUCGGCUUCUCCUCCUUACCCCCUCCCGGGACUGUGGUUUUCUUAUUUUGUUUUUUUAAUUUAUUGAGAGAAAUAAUAAAUUGCUUUGGCAGUUAUUUUUCCACUACCAAAAGAAAAACAAAACAAACAGAAAAAGACCAGCUCCCCCCUCCCUCCCAGCACCCCCUUCAAAAGUUUAUAGAGUCUAUUGGAAAUGGCUGGGUGGAAACCGCCCAGAAAUGUCUUAACCAAGUGAAAAGCAAAUGAGUGACAUGCUCUCUCUCACACACACAAAGAAGAAAGAUUUGUAUUAAAUCUUAUUCUGUAUAUUUAAUGUAGCUUUUUGUAUUUAAAUUGAUAAUACAGUAUCUUUGAAGUAAAUUAUGAAAUCAAGACACCUGUACAGGCAUUAAUGUUGUUUUCGUAAUAUAAAUAUAUACAUUUCUGUGUCUUUUUCCGAAUUGUUUCAUAGUUUUAAAAUAUAUAUAUACAAGUUUAAUUUAAUUUUUUAUGCCUAUUGUUUUUUUUUCCUUGGGUGUGAGCUAAACUAUAAUGCAAAAAAAAAAAAAGGAAAUAGGUUAUACUUAUUAGAUACAAAAACCUGCAGCCGCCUUUGUAAAAUGCAAAUAUUUAAU
Messenger RNA from Gymnogyps californianus (California condor), 2043 nucleotides. RefSeq names its product iroquois homeobox 5 (gene IRX5). The record is from RefSeq and is a predicted model, not a curated record. Lineage: Eukaryota; Metazoa; Chordata; Aves; Accipitriformes; Cathartidae. The coding region runs from base 7 to 1428 and encodes 473 amino acids. Gene Ontology annotation, cellular component: nucleus. Gene Ontology annotation, molecular function: DNA-binding transcription factor activity, RNA polymerase II-specific; RNA polymerase II cis-regulatory region sequence-specific DNA binding. Gene Ontology annotation, biological process: cell development; regulation of transcription by RNA polymerase II; neuron differentiation. The transcript has 3 exons.